GUCACGUGACCGGCGGGAGCGAGCAUCGGUUCAUAAACAACAUGGCGAGUUUGGGACAGACAGAUGUGCUUUUAAAAACAAAUUAGACAAACAGUCAAGCAGAAAAACAGUUCAGCGGAGAUUAAUAUCUGUGUAUAAACUUUGUCAUAGCGCUGUUGUUCUGUGAUAAACGUCUGAGCGGAGAGCUGAGAGACUGCAGAGUUACGUAGUGGUUCCUGUCAACACCAUUGUACAGAAGAUCUGGGUUGGUACUCAGUCUAUGGGCUCUCAAUCCAGUUCUGGGAUGUCCGGUCGGGGUUCCAGCGGUAACCCAGACCAGUCAGAACCAGAAUCCAACCAGAACUCCAACCAGAGGGGUCGCCGACAGUCCGACAGGCAGACAGAGAGAGUGACAGCGUCCGAGGAAGACGUAGACUUAGCACAAGUACUGGCGUACUUACUCAGAAGGGGCCAGGUGAGACUGGUCCAUGGCAGCGGAGCGACGGGGCUGCAGCUGGUCCAGUCUGUCUCAGACUCGGAUGAGGACAGUGAUGGAGCCUGGGAGGGACGGCUGGGACACCGCUAUGAUCCUCCAGUGGACUCCCACCCAGACACACAGGAAGUGGACCGCAGUGAAAUUCGGACGCAGAUCCUUCUGGCCACAGCCUCUUCAAACUUGAAGGGCAGACAUAGCUUCACUCAUAUGCUGGCUCAGAGGGAGCAAGGUCGGUGUCGUGGAUCCAGUUUCUCUCAUGGAGAGUGCAGCCGUAUUCGCUCACAUUUUCUGCCCAACUUUGUGGCCCAUAAGGACACUUAUCAGCAGAAAGCUUUCUGUGGAGUCUACAGUGAUGAUGGAAACUUGUUCCUUUCUGCAUGUCAAGAUCAGAAUAUCAGGCUGUACGACACCAGCAGAGGCGGGUUUAUGCUGAAGCGGACAGUAAAGGCGAGGGACGUGGGCUGGAGUGUGCUGGACGUGUGCUUUACUCCAGACUCACGAUCUAUCCUCUACUCCAGCUGGUCUGACUACAUCCAUGUCUGCAGCAUAGAUGGUGAAAGUGAAACGCACACCGCUCUGGACCUCAAUCCAGAGGAACGGAGGUUCUGUGUGUUCUCUCUGGCAGCAUCCACAGAUGGGAGAGAAAUUCUAGGCGGAGCGAACGACGGCUGCCUUUAUGUAUUUGACCGUGAACAAAAUAAAAGAACUUUGAAGAUUGAUGCUCAUGAGGAUGAUGUAAACGCAGUGGCAUUUGCGGACAGUUCGUCUCAGCUGCUAUUUUCGGGUAGUGAUGAUGCUCUGUGUAAAGUGUGGGACAGACGUACGCUGAGAGAGGACAGACCACAACCUGUGGGUCAUCUUGCCGGACAUAGAGAUGGAAUCACAUUCAUACACAGCAAGGGUGAUGCACGGUAUCUGAUAAGUAACUCUAAAGAUCAGACGAUUAAACUGUGGGAUGUGAGGAAGUUUUCUCCUAAAGAAGGUCUCGCUGCCUCGCGGCUUGCUGUUACUCAGCAGAACUGGGACUACCGCUGGCAACAGGUUCCACAGAGAGCUUUGAAGAGACAUAAGCUCACUGGAGACACAUCGGUGAUGACCUACAGAGGUCACGGAGUACUGCACACACUGAUCCGCUGCCGUUUCUCUCCGGAGUUUAGUACUGGUCAGAGAUUCAUCUACACAGGCUGUUCAACUGGAAAAAUCAUCAUCUAUGACGUCUUGACCGGCCGUGUGGUGUCCAGGCUAGUGGGUCAUGAUGCAUGUGUAAGGGAUGUCAGUUGGCACCCGUUUCAGGACAACAUCAUCAGCAGCUCUUGGGAUGGUGCUGUGCGGCUGUGGGAACACAGACAGUCUCACCUACUGGACGAAGAGAGCGACAGGCCGAGAGAGUGGAUAAGCAGCCUAGGAAGAGAGGAGAGGAUAGAGUGAUGAUGGAGAGGAGAAUAAAUAUGGCAGAGGAAAUCGUGCAAUUUCACUAAACUCAUGACAUGGCCGGCGGUGUGAUUUUUGAGUGAUACAAUAUUGAUUUUUUUUUCUUGUUGGCCAAAAGUCACUCUGAGGGUAAAAGUACAGAGUAAUUAAAUGUCCAGUAAGAGUUCAUUCAGAAUCAAAGUUCAGAGUGAAGGGCGAAAUUUUCUGUUCUUGAUGUUGAAAGUUUUCACUGAUAGUUUAAAUGCAGCUUGACUGUUAAACGACAGUUAGACACAAAACAACUGCUUCACUUACUUCACAUACAGUAAUAAUAAGACGUAUAAUAAAUAAUAAUAAAAAAUAAUAAUGCUUUCUGUCCAUGUGACAAAGCACUGUUCAAAUGAUCACAUAUUGAGAAUUGAGAUAAAAUGGUGAUAUUUACAGGUGCUCUACAGAAUGCUACAUAAUGUAAGAUAUUUUACUGCUGUUCAUGUUCAUUAUUAAAGAGGAAAAUCUUAUUUUGUGGUUUAGUGUGAAAAGAUUUGUGUUUUUGUUGUGAGAGUGAGGGUGAGAGUGUGUGUUGUUGCACAGAUUUUGUUUUUGUGGGUCUUCUGAGUGAAUUUGUAUGCUUAUGUCAUUCAUCCUGUCAAACUAAAUUGUUUUACAAUGUUAAUUAAAACCCUUUUCAGUUUCAUAA
Messenger RNA from Colossoma macropomum (tambaqui), 2582 nucleotides. It is a transcript of the gene dcaf11, whose product is annotated as ddb1 and cul4 associated factor 11. The transcript is spliced from 16 exons. Gene Ontology annotation, cellular component: Cul4-RING E3 ubiquitin ligase complex. The record is from RefSeq and is a predicted model, not a curated record. Lineage: Eukaryota; Metazoa; Chordata; Actinopteri; Characiformes; Serrasalmidae. Gene Ontology annotation, biological process: proteasome-mediated ubiquitin-dependent protein catabolic process. Gene Ontology annotation, molecular function: protein binding. Bases 260 to 1903 code for a protein of 547 amino acids.